Trichophyton rubrum CBS 118892 is the source of this 2395-nucleotide messenger RNA. RefSeq lists its product as uncharacterized. Gene Ontology annotation, biological process: amino acid transmembrane transport. NCBI's taxonomy places the organism in Eukaryota, Fungi, Ascomycota, Eurotiomycetes, Onygenales, Arthrodermataceae. The record is from RefSeq and is a predicted model, not a curated record. The transcript is spliced from 3 exons. Bases 221 to 1993 code for a protein of 590 amino acids. Gene Ontology annotation, molecular function: amino acid transmembrane transporter activity. Gene Ontology annotation, cellular component: membrane.
UUCCUUCAGUUGUGUGUCAUAUACGUACGGAGUCGUCGUAAAAAAUUGAUAAAAGGUCUGGCAUCCCUCCCCUGCGGCCCAACCUGGAUCUCGGAGAAUAGAAGAGCUACCAUCUUAUUGCCUUCGACCCAAGGGACUCUGGUGUGUGACCAUGGCCGUCAGGGUCUGAUAGCUUUUCUUACUGUAGCCGAGCCCCUGGAAGGGAGAACACAGCAGGACCAUGGCGGGAGACCAGUACGAGUUGAACGGGGCCGACGAUGGCAAAUUUGGCAUCUCAGAGCAUGCAAAUAGCAUAUCUCUCGAGGAUGAACCGCGCAAGAACUCAGUCGCAAGUUUUCGAACUCGCUUUAUCGACAGCUUCAGACGAGAUCCCAAUGCAUACUUCUCGCGGCCGGCGAACGCGGACAGCCAUUUCGAUGCAGAGCAGGCUGCAGCCGCGACGGCAGCUUCGCCUCUGCGGCGAGCGCUGAAGUCUAGACAUCUUCAGAUGAUCGCUAUAGGAGGGUCUAUCGGAACGGGACUGUUCGUCGGCUCUGGCAAGGCGCUGGCCACUGGAGGGCCCGCAGCAGUUGUGAUAUCUUUCUGUCUCGUUGGCAUAAUGCUCUACGCUACUAUCCACGCCCUUGGUGAACUCGCCGUCUGUUUCCCCGUCGCCGGAUCCUUCUCACACUACUCUACUCGUUUCAUCGAUCCAGCCUGGGGUUUCGCUAUGGGAUGGAACUACGCUAUCAUGUGGCUGACCCUUCUACCGCUUGAGAUCGUCUCUGCUGCGAUUACAGUCGGAUAUUGGAAGUCUAAUGUCUCUCCUGCGGCCUGGGUCGCCAUAUUCUACACCCUCAUUGUUUGCAUCAACAUGUUUGGGGUCAGAGGGUACGGCGAGGCUGAGUUUAUCUUCUCUAUAAUAAAGGUCGUUGCGAUCAUAGGGUUCAUCAUCCUUGGAAUCACUAUCAACUGCGGCGGUGGUCCAAACGGAGAGUACAUUGGAGGAAAAUUCUGGAGAGAUCCCGGUGCGUUUAAUAACGGUUUCAAAGGCCUAUGUAGUGUCUUUGUCACGGCCGCCUUCACCUUUGGCGGAGGAGAGCUUGUCGGUCUGGCUGCAGCGGAGACCAGCAACCCUCGCAAGUCCAUCCCAACCGCUGUCAAGCAGGUUUUCUGGCGUAUCGUCUUGUUCUACAUGGUCUCCAUGACUGUUGUUGGCCUGCUGGUGCCAUACACUGAUCAGAGACUACUGAACGGAUCUGGUAGUGCCGACAUCAAGGCUUCCCCAUUUGUGAUUGCUAUACAGGAUGCCGGCAUCAUGGGCCUUGACUCUGUUAUGAACGUCGUCAUCAUGAUCUCCGUUUUAUCUGUUGGAAAUGCUGCCAUCUACGGCUCUUCUCGAACACUGGCUGCCCUGGCAGAGCAACGCCAGGCUCCUCGAUUCCUGUCAUAUAUCGACCGCAAAGGCCGGCCGUUAUUCGCCAUUGCUGCUGCCUCAACCUGCGGACUGUUUGGAUUCCUGGCUGCUUCAGACAAGCAACAAGAUGCCUUUACCUGGAUGUUGGCUAUCUCGGGUCUUUCCUCGGUAUUCACCUGGGGAUCUAUCUGUUUAGCGCACAUCCGAUUCCGUCAAGGCCUUAAAGCACAAGGCCAGAGCGUCGAUGACCUUCCCUUCCAGGCCCAGGGAGGCGUGAUUGGUUCCUGCAUCGGUUUCGCAAUCAACUGCAUUGUUCUCAUUGCCCAAUUCUGGACAGGGUUCGCACCUAUCGGCUACGCUGAGCUAUCAGCUGCAGGGCGUGUUAAGAACUGGUUCUCAACCUACCUGGCUGCCCCGGUUGUGAUAGCCUUUUACAUCACGUAUAAGCUAUGGCAUCGCACAUCAUUUGUUCGAGCAAAGGAUAUGGACCUAGUCACCGGGCGCCGUGAUCUUAACCUGGCUCAUCUGAUAGCAGAAGAACGGGCUGAAAGAUUGUCCUGGCCAACGUGGAAGAGAGUAUAUAAGUUUUUCUGUUGAUCUACUUUUUUUAACGAACCUCUCACUCACUCGAUGUAGUAUGUAUAAAAAAAAGCGGAAAAGCAACAAAUGAAAUGAUACCCUGUUGCUUGUACAUAACAGCUUAAUCUGAUUCUUUACCAUCAGCCUCUAUAAGGCCUGAUGACGGCAGUGAAUGCCCAGAGUGAUCCCUUGAUACCUACUUCUUUACCUUGACCAAGUGUGAAUACUCAUAGUUAAUUAUAUCAGGGCAUUCACCCUGAAGAAAUCGCGUGCCUGACCCAGUGCUUGGCUAUAAAUCUUGGCUAUAAAUAUGUCACCAUUUUCACGAAAUCUGGGACUCUGACCUUUAAUCAAUAUCUCUUCAGUGCUCUGCAGGCUCCAGCAUCGUGGCGGAGUACAGGCUUACCCUAGAGGUAUGUG